AUUUUUAUGUGAGGAAAGAGAAGCGUUGGAAAUGGCACUCUGGAGAAUAGGGUUUUUGUGCUUAGCCUGCGCGGCAGCGGCGGCUGUGGCGGAGCCGCAGCUGGGAUCCACUCGAGUCGUCUUCCAGACAAAGUAUGGCGACAUUGAAUUUGGAUUCUAUCCCGAUGUUGCUCCCGUCACCGUGGAGCACAUUUUCAAGCUUGUCAGGCUCGGAGCGUACAACACGAACCAUUUCUUCAGGGUCGACAAAGGAUUUGUUGCACAAGUCGCUGAUGUUGUUGGAGGAAGAAAGGCUCCUCUAAAUGAAGCUCAGAUGGAGGAGGGGAAGAAAACGAUCAAGGGGGAGUUUUCGGACGUGAAACAUGUUCGUGGGAUUUUAUCCAUGGGCAGGUAUAGUGAUCCAAACAGCGCUCAAUCGUCGUUUUCAAUCUUACUUGGUUCUGCACCACACCUUGAUCGGGAGUACGCUGUGUUUGGGAAGGUGACCAAAGGAUUUGAAACAUUAGAACUCCUCCAAGAGCUGCCUACAAAGCGCGAAGGGAUUUUUGUGAUGCCCCAGGAACGAGUAACCAUUCUUUCGACGUACUACUAUGAUGUGGAUCCUGUUCCUUUAAAGUGCGAGGACGAAGUGUCCAUUUUGAGGAGAAGAUUGAUUCAAGCAUCAAAUGAGCUGGAGGAACAGAGAAUGAGAUGUCUUCCUUGAGCCGGAUUGGAUUUUGUUUCAAGAGUGGUAUUUGAUUUUUACAGACUGCUUGCUGCUAACUUGGUAAUGUUAGAGAGCAGCACAUAAGGAACAGUAAAAGUGGAAUCAACCUUACAGAUUA
Messenger RNA from Selaginella moellendorffii, 824 nucleotides. Its product is annotated as peptidyl-prolyl cis-trans isomerase CYP23. The record is from RefSeq and is a predicted model, not a curated record. The transcript has 8 exons. Gene Ontology annotation, biological process: protein peptidyl-prolyl isomerization. Gene Ontology annotation, molecular function: peptidyl-prolyl cis-trans isomerase activity. Lineage: Eukaryota; Viridiplantae; Streptophyta; Lycopodiopsida; Selaginellales; Selaginellaceae. Bases 32 to 703 code for a protein of 223 amino acids.